ACACACACACACACACGCGCGCAGUCACAACUUCAGCCCUCCAACGUGAUGAAGUUUUCCUUCUAAGUAGUAAAGUAGUUUCCACUCAGCGCAGAGCAGUGCGCCGUUCAGCAGCAUGACUCGAUCCAACAAGUGGUGGAUUUUGUGCGCCGUUUUGCUCUCCUUUCUCGCCCGUUUUGGAUCCUGUAGAAGACAUAGAGAAGAUGGAGCUCAACCCGAGCUCUUCAUCUUCAACGAGUUGUGUGCCCUAAAGGACGAGCCAGGGCCUUGCAAGGCCAUUAAGGACCGAUUCUUCUUCAAUGUGGACACGGGGCACUGUGAGCUGUUUGAAUAUGGAGGCUGUGGGGGAAACGCCAACAAUUUCCAGACCUUGGACGCAUGUGAGGAAACGUGUCUCGUCUCAGAUGACAAGAACCCGUGCCACUUAGCCGAAGCUCCUGGGCCCUGUCGAGGGCUGGUGACGCGCUACUUCUUUGACAGCAAGAGUCAGCAGUGCAAGCAUUUCUUUUACGGUGGCUGCUUCGGCAAUGCCAACAAUUUCAGAAGCAUGUUGGAGUGCCAGGCGAAAUGUCAGAACCCAGCAAAACCCACUACAGCCCCAGAAUUCCACAUACAGUCUUCUCGGCGAUCCAGUGUUGUGCAGCCAACCAUGGUAACUGGGGAAUUGACUGUAAGCCUAAGUGAACCUCAGGUGCAAGCGAAUGACACUAAUCAAGAGCCAAAAGACUCGAAUCCUACAGAGCUGUGCUUCAGUCCCCUGGACAAAGGAACAUGUCACGGUGCAGAGAGGAGGUUUGCAUACAACCUCAAAACCAAGAGAUGCCAGAUGUUUCACUUCAGCGGCUGCGGGGGAAACGAGAACAACUUCACACACCGGAAAGACUGUAUUAACAAGUGCAUCAGAAGAAGAAAGGCACAUGGGAAGAGGUUGAUUCGAAUAAGGAAGAAGAACAUAAACAACAUUGUUAAUCGCUCAGUGUGAACACUUGGCUCUGAAACACCUGUAUUUUGUCUAUAUGUUAUGUUUAGCUUCAGUCAUACAUAUUGUUUUGUAGCGCUACAGUACUUGUAUAAAAGUCCUCUAGUGUACGAUAAUUAGCUUUCUAGUGACUGAAUGCAAUUAUCAUUGUUAUCCACAUUAUUUCUAAAUCUCAUAGACAAAAAAACAGAUUUGUUUUGCUGAUGUGUAAUAGCAGCUCUCCACACUGGUGCUCUGCGUGUCAAUGCUUUUUUAUAAACAAUACCGUGUGUCUUUUUAAUUUGACAGUUUCAGGACUCUGUUGUCAUCAUACUGAAUAUAAACAUUUCACUGUAACUAUUAUGGGAAACACCAAAGUUGCAGCACAAUUUUUGUUCGAUACCAAAAUGAAUGCUUGUUCUUCAUAUUUACUGUGUCUAUACAUAAACUGAUGCUUUUCUUCACUAUUGUUAAUCAAUGUGCAUUAGAAGAUUAAACUGGUGGCAAUCCUUAUAUCAACCACAACAAUAUAUAGAAUGAUCUGAAGCAAACACAUUAAUCAAGAUGACCAUGCCCAGACAGCUAUAAAUCAAUGUGAACAAGGUAAUGAGUGUUUUAUUUUUGUCGUAUUAAACAUGAACACAUUUUUUUUUCUUCUUUUUUAAUCAAUAUUAUGCAGUUUCGUAAAUCAUUAUUGCAGUGCUGCUGGCGUUGUUGGUAAGGAAAACCAGAGGGGGGCAGUGUUGUGUAAAGUAAGUUUUGAAAGAGGUUGUCAGCACCUUGUUGGCUGCACAGUAUUGGCUUUAAUGUCACCUUUUAUAACUAUGCCUGUAAUAAAUUGGACUGUAACAAUUUAUAUAAUAAACGUCAACAAUCCCCAUCUC
Messenger RNA from Sebastes umbrosus (honeycomb rockfish), 1842 nucleotides. RefSeq names its product tissue factor pathway inhibitor a (gene tfpia). Gene Ontology annotation, biological process: negative regulation of peptidase activity. Gene Ontology annotation, cellular component: extracellular region. Gene Ontology annotation, molecular function: serine-type endopeptidase inhibitor activity. Lineage: Eukaryota; Metazoa; Chordata; Actinopteri; Perciformes; Sebastidae. The coding region runs from base 116 to 982 and encodes 288 amino acids. The record is from RefSeq and is a predicted model, not a curated record. The transcript is spliced from 7 exons.